GCCAAUGACGUGAAAUAACGUCCUUGCUGGGCGCAUUCAGAGCAAGCCCCUAGGGGGCACAAGAUGGAAUCAUCUCACUCAACACCUGCCCACAUACCAAAACAAUCCAUCCAGGCAAGUUAUCGCGUUCACAUAGACAUCCACCCGAAAACAUGGACUUUCUCGGCAAAGGUGAGGAGUCGUUGGCACUGAUAUAUAGAAAUCAACAACUUGAAAAAAUGUGUUGAGCGAAUUAGGGAAAAACCGGUUAGACCCACUUAAUUAAGGUCAACAAGAUUAGCAUGAAAACAGCGUUGUCUAAAAUCCAGGUGUUGGUACACCACACUUACCACAAACUUUAGCCGAAUUCGAGAAGGGAAACCAUGGACGCGAAACUUACAAUGAUAGCUGCGAUGCUAUUCUUAUCAACGGCUUGUCAGACUUUAACUGCUGACAACACACAACACGGCCUGUCUCCAACCUACUGGGAAUUUGCGGAACAUUUCGUCGGUUUGGCUCGAAAUAAGCCGAUAAACUGGACUAUGGUGGAUCAGCUGGUCAACACCGAACAAGUCAGCCGACUGUGCUUCAGACAGAGCGCGAAACUUCACGAUGAUACUGUCGCGUCCAAGACUUACGCCGGUCGAAUGUUGGACAGUACUGGGAAGAGGGUCCCUUCGGGUCUGUUCGAAGGGAAGUGGAUUGACUUUGGUAGCUACCAGGGAUGUACGGUGGACGCCAACAACGCUCCUGACCUACCCUCAGACUUUCGAGCCACGUACUGUCGUCUGAACUGGGGAGGGAUACCAAAGGAGUUUGCAGCGGGUGUGAAGCAUUAUGUACAAGGCGUGUGCGUUCCGAGCAGCUGCGCGGAUGUGGACGUUACACGGUUGGCAAACGCAGGUCUCCUUGGCCUAAAACCCAUAGCAUCUUGGAAUAUUGAAGGAGUCUUGUGUCAGAGGGAAGAAGACUACGCCACUUACUCAAACAGUGCUGUCACUGCAAUUGUCGUCAUCGCGAUCAUUCUCUUGCUGUUGGUCAUCUCCGCACUCUACGAGUUCAUCUGUACAACCUGUCUCUCAGGAGACACAAAACGCCGUCUGGCAGAAGGCAAAACUGACCGUUUUUUGAAGUGCUUCUCUGUGUACCAAAACACCAAGAAGUUACUGGACACGUACCAGCAUCCAGGGCAACUUUCGACCCUUCAUGGCAUCCGGGUGAUCAGCUGUAUGUUAAUCAUCUACGGGCACACGAUAGUGAUGCAGGUUGACAUAGGUACAGUAUGUUAUCAUAAACGUCUAGCUGUGUUCGUAUGA
This is a messenger RNA of Branchiostoma floridae (Florida lancelet), 1295 nucleotides long. RefSeq names its product nose resistant to fluoxetine protein 6-like. The transcript has 6 exons. The record is from RefSeq and is a predicted model, not a curated record. Bases 363 to 1295 code for a protein of 310 amino acids. NCBI's taxonomy places the organism in Eukaryota, Metazoa, Chordata, Leptocardii, Amphioxiformes, Branchiostomatidae.